Messenger RNA from Herpailurus yagouaroundi (jaguarundi), 2732 nucleotides. It is a transcript of the gene KHSRP, whose product is annotated as KH-type splicing regulatory protein. Bases 213 to 1913 code for a protein of 566 amino acids. NCBI's taxonomy places the organism in Eukaryota, Metazoa, Chordata, Mammalia, Carnivora, Felidae. The record is from RefSeq and is a predicted model, not a curated record. Gene Ontology annotation, biological process: regulation of DNA-templated transcription. The transcript has 19 exons. Gene Ontology annotation, molecular function: RNA binding.
AUCUUGUGUGCUUACAAUUUUGUUUCUAGAUCGCAGCCAAAAUUGGAGGCGACGCUGCUACCACAGUGAAUAACAGCACUCCUGAUUUUGGUUUUGGGGGCCAAAAGAGGCAGUUAGAAGAUGGAGACCAACCGGAGAGCAAGAAACUGGCUUCCCAGGGAGACUCCAUCAGUUCUCAACUUGGACCCAUCCAUCCUCCCCCCAGGACUUCAAUGACAGAAGAGUACAGGGUCCCAGAUGGCAUGGUGGGACUAAUCAUUGGCAGAGGAGGUGAACAGAUUAACAAAAUCCAGCAGGAUUCAGGCUGCAAAGUCCAGAUCUCUCCAGACAGCGGUGGCCUACCAGAGCGCAGCGUAUCCUUGACAGGAGCCCCGGAGUCUGUCCAGAAAGCAAAGAUGAUGCUGGAUGACAUCGUCUCUCGGGGUCGUGGGGGCCCCCCAGGACAGUUCCACGACAACGCCAACGGGGGCCAGAACGGCACUGUACAGGAGAUCAUGAUCCCCGCAGGGAAGGCCGGCCUGGUCAUCGGCAAAGGUGGCGAGACCAUUAAGCAGCUGCAGGAACGAGCCGGAGUGAAGAUGAUUUUAAUUCAGGACGGCUCCCAGAACACGAACGUGGACAAGCCUCUUCGCAUCAUUGGGGAUCCUUACAAAGUGCAGCAAGCCUGCGAGAUGGUGAUGGACAUCCUCCGGGAGCGUGACCAGGGUGGCUUUGGGGACCGGAACGAGUACGGAUCCCGGAUUGGUGGGGGCAUUGACGUGCCGGUGCCCAGACAUUCUGUCGGGGUGGUUAUUGGCCGGAGCGGAGAGAUGAUCAAGAAGAUCCAGAAUGAUGCUGGCGUGCGGAUACAGUUUAAGCAAGAUGAUGGGACGGGUCCCGAGAAGAUAGCUCACAUAAUGGGGCCCCCAGACCGGUGUGAGCACGCAGCACGGAUCAUCAAUGAUCUCCUCCAGAGCCUCAGGAGUGGACCCCCAGGCCCUCCAGGGGGUCCUGGCAUGCCCCCGGGGGGUCGGGGGCGAGGAAGGGGCCAAGGCAACUGGGGCCCCCCUGGUGGAGAGAUGACCUUCUCCAUCCCCACUCACAAGUGUGGGCUGGUCAUCGGCCGAGGUGGCGAAAAUGUGAAAGCCAUAAACCAGCAGACAGGCGCCUUUGUGGAGAUCUCCCGGCAGCUGCCACCCAACGGGGACCCCAAUUUCAAAUUGUUCAUCAUCCGGGGCUCACCCCAACAGAUUGACCACGCCAAGCAGCUCAUUGAGGAAAAGAUUGAGGGCCCCCUCUGCCCAGUUGGACCAGGCCCAGGAGGACCAGGCCCUGCCGGCCCCAUGGGGCCCUUCAACCCCGGGCCUUUCAACCAGGGGCCACCUGGGGCUCCCCCGCAUGCGGGGGGGCCGCCUCCUCACCAGUACCCACCCCAGGGCUGGGGCAAUACCUACCCCCAGUGGCAGCCACCUGCUCCUCACGACCCAAAUAAAGCUGCAGCCGCCGCAGACCCCAAUGCCGCCUGGGCCGCCUACUACUCACACUACUACCAGCAGCCCCCAGGCCCCGUGCCCGGCCCUGCGCCAGCCCCCGCGGCCCCACCUGCCCAGGGCGAGCCCCCUCAGCCCCCACCCGCCGGCCAGUCGGACUACACUAAGGCCUGGGAAGAGUAUUACAAGAAGAUUGGCCAGCAGCCCCAGCAGCCCGGAGCACCGCCACAACAGGACUACACGAAGGCCUGGGAGGAGUACUACAAGAAGCAGGCUCAAGUGGCCACCGGAGGGGGUCCGGGAGCACCCCCAGGCUCCCAGCCAGACUACAGUGCCGCCUGGGCUGAAUAUUACAGACAGCAGGCCGCUUACUACGGACAGACUCCAGGUCCCGGCGGCCCCCAGCCUCCACCCACACAGCAGGGACAGCAGCAGGCUCAAUGAAUCGAAUGAAUGUGAACUUCUUCAUCUGUGAAAAUCUUUUAUUAUUUUUUUUCCAUUUUGUUCUGUUUGGGGGCUUUUUUGUGUUCUUUUUUUUUUUUUUUUUCCCUCGUUUGUUUGGCGAGAGAGCGAUGGCUGCCGUGGGGGGUGCUGGGGGCGCCCUCGCUGUGAGUGGCUUGGAGGUCAUGCCCUGGGCGAUGCUGGGCUCUCACUCUCUCGUUCAUUCUGUGUGUCUCAUGCUUUUUUUCUUUCAAAAUUGGGAUCUUUCAUGUUGAGCCAGCCAUAGAAGAUAGAAUUAAAUCUCUGCCAAAAAAAAAAAAAAAAAAUUUAAAUAUAAAAAACACAAAAAGCAAACAAAACCUAUAAAAUUAUAUAUAUAUAUAUAAAAAUCUUUAUCCCUUCCUGAAACUGCCUCUUUCAGGGGAAAGCAAUUCAUUUUCUUCCUACCACCCUUGGCCCUCUUCGUGUUUUUAAAAUAAACUUUUAAAAAGGAAAAAAAGUCACUCUUGCUAUUUCUUUUUUUUAGUUAGAGUUGGAACAUUCCUUGGACCAGGUGUUGCUAUUUCAGGACCCCCCCUUCUCCCCCCUCAGUCGAGCCCCUCGGCCUCUGCUCCUCCUCUUUCCUCCCGCCUCGCUCGGCUCCCCUGCAGCCCCUCCCGCUGCCCCCUCCCCCCCCCCCCUCCCGGGACUGGUCUUGUGUUUCAACUGUUCAAGAGGACAUUGAAACUGAAAACAAAUUGAGAACAAAACAAAAAAUUGUAUGGCAGUUUUUACUUUUUAUCGCUCGUUUUUAACUUCACAAAUAAAUGAUAACAAAACCUC